AUGAAGUAUGCCGUUCCAAAUUAUAAAAUACCAAACAGAAAGUCCUUUACCAAACUGUUAGGCGAAAAAUACAAAAAAGUGUCUGGGGACUAUAAACAAUAUUUAAGAAAAGCUACCGAUUUAACAUUUACCACACAUGUAUGAACUGAGGCAAUGAACACCCGCAGUUUUUUGGGAGUCACAGCGCAUUUCACUUACAAUGGUCAAUUAACGAGCGCAAUGUUAGGCGCGUAUGAAUUUUCGACCAGUCACACAGCUGAACAUUUGAAGGAUAAACUGAAAGAUGUGUGCGAGGAAUGGGGGAUAGCGCUAAGUAAAAUAACUGCUAUAGUCACAGAUAAUGGGCCCAAUAUUGUUAAAGCGGUGGACUUAUUCCUAGGGAAAAUUUUUCAUUUGGCGUGCUGUGCCCAUACACUGAAUUUAAUUGCCGAAAGGUCAAUUAAAUCGGUGGAAGGUAUAGUAGAACUGCUACAAAAUGUAAGAACCAUCGUGACAUGGUUUCCAACACGCUGGAACUCAACGUUUUACAUGAUUGAACGUUUUAUUUUGCUACGAGGAGAUGUAAACGAAAUUGUAAACAACUACGUAUCCGCUCCUGCAAUGAUAACUUCCAAGGAAAUUGAAGAACUCAGAUCUAUUGCAGAGAUACUGCGUCCAUUGGAAGCAGCAACAGCGGAACUGUGCGGGGAAAAAUACGUGACGGCUAGCACAGUAAUACCCUUGAUUAAUGGAAUCCAACACGAGUGUUCCAAAUUGUCGCCUACACAUGAUUCAGCUUUCAAAUUAAGACAGGCUGUGUUGUCUGAAAUUGAAUAUCGUUUUGGCCAAGUGGAAUCUGUUCACUUUUUUGCCAUUGCGUGUCUGUUAGACCCAAGGUUUAAAAAGCUGCAUUUUAAGAAUCCUCUCGCUUGCUCGCGUGCAAUCACUCAAAUCAAAGAAAAUAUGCGGAUGAUUGCCCAUAAGAAAACUGAAAAUCUUCCGGAAGAAUCAGGUGCAAAUGGUGAAUCUAAGAAUUCAGUCACCGCCGAAGAAAAGCCGGGAUUUUCUGUAUGGAAUGUACAUCAUGGCCUGGUGAAAAAAGUUCAGAGCCAAAAAAAUGACAGCUUCCUCGAUAGCGAUUCCGUAACAGAAGAACUAAAUAUGUUUCUGAAGAGCCCAAUUACUCCAUUCAAAUCCGACCCUAUCCGCACAUAGUUGGAUAUGACAUCUGUUUACCCUAUCUUAUCGCAAAUAGCUCUUAAGUACCUCAGCGUGGUGGCAACGUCCGUGCCUUGUGAAAGGCUUUUCUCCAAAACUGGGCAAAUAAUGAUGGAUAA
Molecule: messenger RNA, 1316 nt
Organism: Belonocnema kinseyi
Lineage: Eukaryota; Metazoa; Arthropoda; Insecta; Hymenoptera; Cynipidae
Product: zinc finger BED domain-containing protein 4-like
Exons: 2
Coding region: 154-1194 (346 amino acids)
Source: RefSeq, a predicted model, not a curated record